AGAGAUGUCUAACGAUGCGAUGCUAUGCGAUUCGAUAUGAUUCAUCUGUGCAAACUGUUUUAGUCACUGUCUUGACACCGAACCGAGGAAUUCCUUGGCUGUUGUGUUUUUUUUUUCUCUGUUUUUGUUUCGCUUCUCUUUGUUCUCAGCGACGGAAAAAAGCAAGUAGCAAGUAGCCGCAAAGUGAAGCCGACGAUAAUUCAGUUGAAUUUCGACAUCCACUCGAAAUCAAGGAAUAAAAGAAACGGUGUCGGUUUUCCGUAGUUUUAUUUGCUUUAACACGUCGUUUUUUAUACGGAAGACAUUUGUGCGUGUUUCGCAAAUAGAGAGAGAGGGAGAGAGAGAGAGCGAGGAAACACAGAAAAAAUAGAGCGAAAAAAGUGAAGCGUGCAUUCACAUCCCAACACCAAACAUUGUGACGAAUACACGUACCUACACUUACAAUGUGUACACACAAAAAACAUUUUCAAAUUUCCGACAGUAAAUAAGGAGGGCCUCCGCGUUAAACAAUUUGAACUUUUGACAACCGAUCGAUAAAGGAAUUUAAUAUAAAAAAAUUUUUUAUUUAUUAUUUCGACACGAGAGUUCACUCAGUAUUUUUUCAAUUUGUUUAGUGAAUUGUGUACAUAUAUUGAUGUUGCAGCAUAAAAAAAUUGAAGGAUAGAAAUGGACCGAUAAAAGUUGGAAAAGGGCACAUAUCUCUUUGCAAAUUCGGAAGAAUACACAGAGAAUAAAAGUUGAAAAGUAUGCAUUUGUGCCAAAAAAAAGUUUUGUUUGCGAUAGAUAAAGCGAUCAAACAUCUGUGUCGGAAUGAAAAAAAAAAAAUUGGAAAAAAAAUCACAUCAUCAUUGAAUAUCUGAGUAAUAAUCACAAAUAGCUUUUUUCAGACUUUUGUUUCGCUAUUAUAAUUCCAGUGAGACUGAGAGUCCAUGCGUAAAUCUUGAUAAAUAGACGUGGACACAUAGACAACUCUUGGUCAAUUCAACAACACCAAUCGCAACGUCAAACCAAUAAACCCAUCAUAAGUUUCUUGAAACAACAAAGGACGAACAUAACGAGCUCACGCUCUCCAAUAGAAAGACAACCGGAGGAAUAACGAAUAUUUUGGGAUGUGUCGGGCCGAAAUGGCAAACAAUAAAGACGAAGAAGGCGACGAAGGCGAACUAUUGGAGGAACAAUUGAAAGUGUUCGAUGAGAUAAAGAAGCGCUCAACGUUUCGACAUCGCUUUUUUCGCAUUUGGAAAUCACUGAAGUUACGUUCAGCAUUUGGACAUUUCGGGUUGAUGAUAUCGCUUUCCAUUUAUUGUGUGGUUGGGGGUGUCAUUUUUCGUUCGCUUGAGGCACCAGCCGAAGAGGACCGUACGCAUAAAUUGCACAUGGAUGUGAUGCGUGAACGUGAAUACUUGGUCGGCAACAUAACGAAGCUCACCACUCUCAGUGAUUUACGGAAUUUGGAUAGGGCAAUUUCACUUCAUUUGGAAAAAUACGAAUCAGUAGCCGAAGAUGCAGUGCAGGGAGGCAUAACACUCUCAUCACUCAAUAACAAUGAGACGUUUCCGUAUACAAAAAAAUGGAACAUUGUGCAAGCGAUUUUCUUCUCUUCGACAGUUCUGACUACGAUAGGGUACGGCAAUGUGGCGCCUAUCACACAAGCUGGAAGAGCAUUUUGCAUGGGAUUUGCAUUGAUCGGAAUACCUUUCACACUCACGGUCAUCGCAGAUCUUGGUCGGGUUUUUGCGACGGCCGUUUCAGCCGUCGGGAAAAAACUCCCAUCACUGACAAAAUGCUUCAAAAUAGCAUCGGACUCGACAUCAUCAAAUAAAAAAUGGUUGUACGCGCUGGCUUCUGUGUGUUUCUUGGGCAUAUAUCUUGGAAUUGGUGCUGCUAUUCUGCUGGUGUGGGAAAAGGAUUGGGGCUUCUUCGAGGGAUUCUACUUCUGUUUCAUAACGAUGACAACCAUAGGCUUUGGAGAUCUUUUCCCAGAAAAUCCAACUUAUAUGCUAUGGUGUACUGUCUAUAUUCUCGUCGGUUUGGCAUUAACCAGUACCAUUAUUGAAUUGGUGCGACGACAGUAUGCAGAAAGUUGGCAACGAAUUCAAGACCUUUCUUUUGCUGACACUUUGCGUCGCAUGCAAUUAGGUGGUGGCGGACUGGAUGUAUCAGCACUUCAAAAUGAUAUACGACGCGUUCUAACGGUUUCGCGACGAGGAGCUAUUUCAGGCGCUAGUCCUCAUAAAAAAGAUGACGCUGACAACGACCAAGAAAUCGCUGCGUUGGCUGCAAUCACGGGUGCUAUUAUGGAAGAAGUGAAAAAAUCACAAAUCAAAAACAAACACAAUAUUAUUCAAAUCGUUAUCUAUGAGUCGUCGGUAUAAGGCCAAUGGAUCGCACUCGCUACUAUAGCACAACGUCCAAAAUGUGUUAUUAUUAUAAAUUGUGAAGAGAGAAAAUCUAUAUAUGUUGUCAAAGCCCUACUCAAUGAGCGUUAUUUAUAAACGACACAAUCGGAAUUCGGUGGGAAAAAACACCAAAUACAAACAAAAAAAAAACAAAAACUUCAAUAAAGAACAGAAAAAUAAUUACCAUAGCGAUGCGAUGCGAUGUGAUGUUGCUAGAACUAUAAUGAUUCGAUCUUAAGAGAUUUUUUGAAAAAUGUAAUCGCAUUCAACAUUUCUAUUGUAGUUUACGAGUAUACCAGUCUAGUCAUUUGUAUCGUUCAAACAUUAUUUGUAUCAGACUUUUACAUAAAUUAUUCGUAACACGUGUUAAUACUUCAGCAUAUUUCAUUUCACAAUUUACAUAUGCUAGUCGGUUAGCCGCAAUAAAUUGCCGUUUCUUUAUCUUUUGUUGUGUGUGCGUGUUCGGUUUUUUGUUUGUAGACAAACGUCUCUAUAACACAUUCUAAUGUACACUGUGAAUAAUCGAUUCAAUUACCCAUUUUUAUGCUUUCGAUCUGUUGCUAAUUGAUUCCAAUUAUAUAGUUUUAAUGCUUUAGUUCUGUACGCUUAUUUCGUUUAUGGAAUAAUACUUACAGCAGGUUAAUCUUGCUAGACCAUGACUUAUGUCUACUUUGUUUCAUAUUCCCAAUGUAAUUUUCCUAAAAGAAAGGAAAAAAAAAAAUAAAUGUACGUCAUUAUCAUGACGGAAUUUACUUCAUUUCUGGCAUUUUAUUUUUGAGUUAGUUGUUGUUGCUUCCAUUCUUUUCGUUCAUUAGUUCGUGUGCUAUCUCACAUACCAUUUUUUUUUUCUUUUGCGGUGUGUUUCGAAUAUGUGUCUCUAUUUGGAUAACACGCUUUUGAUGGAUUCAAGUGAAAUAUCUGGUUUAGUAUUUACGUGUUUUGCCUUCUUUGAAAUUCCGUUCGUUUGGUCUGUCUAUACGCUUCCGCUACAAAUGUAUUCGAAGAAGCCAGUUAUUCUUCGUAUUUGGGAGUUUUUAUCAAAUGUUUUGUCAAUAAUAAAUGAGCGGCAUUUUUUUUCCCGUUGUUUUUGGCUGACAAACUAUCAUCAUCAUCAUCAUCACCAUCAAAGCAACAUAACUUACUCAACAAACAUCAAACAAAUCAAACAAAUCAAAAUUAAUUUAAUUAAAUACACAAACGUUAAUCACGUCAA
Messenger RNA from Sitodiplosis mosellana (orange wheat blossom midge), 3612 nucleotides. Its product is annotated as potassium channel subfamily K member 15. Gene Ontology annotation, cellular component: membrane. Gene Ontology annotation, biological process: stabilization of membrane potential; potassium ion transmembrane transport. The coding region runs from base 1110 to 2375 and encodes 421 amino acids. The transcript has 9 exons. NCBI's taxonomy places the organism in Eukaryota, Metazoa, Arthropoda, Insecta, Diptera, Cecidomyiidae. Gene Ontology annotation, molecular function: potassium ion leak channel activity. The record is from RefSeq and is a predicted model, not a curated record.